This is a messenger RNA of Fusarium vanettenii 77-13-4, 2205 nucleotides long. RefSeq lists its product as uncharacterized. The record is from RefSeq and is a predicted model, not a curated record. The coding region runs from base 1 to 2205 and encodes 734 amino acids. The transcript has 6 exons. Gene Ontology annotation, biological process: regulation of DNA-templated transcription. Lineage: Eukaryota; Fungi; Ascomycota; Sordariomycetes; Hypocreales; Nectriaceae. Gene Ontology annotation, molecular function: DNA binding.
AUGAAUGAAAACGGCUUUGCAGAUAUGGAUCUGUUUGAUGGGCUUUUUGACCCUUUUGCAGAGGCUGUUGGCGGUAGGUUUACCAGGGAAGCAGUCCGUGUUUUGAGAAACUGGCUCGCAACCCACCAAAGUCAUCCUUAUCCCAGAGAUUCCGAGAGGCGGAUGCUUCAGGAACAGACUGGUCUUACAAAGACUCAAAUUUCCAAUUGGUUGGCCAAUGCCCGUCGACGAGGCAAGAUUCCAUCGAGUGCUUCAUCACCUCAUGAAUCCGGGGCAAUCGACAUUCCUGCAAGACCAGGGACUCCAGCUGUCAGAAAUACAUCUGAAAUGGAUCCUCUACAAAGAUGGGUUGAUUCACCUCCAGAAGAUGAACCUGCAGCUGUGACUGCGAUUGCAAGAGCCGUGUCUAGUGCACGGCCGUUGUCUGGCUCUACGAGUCCGUACACUCGUCUCUCUCGAACACCGUCUGUCAGAAGUGGAGAGACUUCACGAUCCAGCUCAAUCAGUUCUGUCAAUUCCUAUACCAGUCGAUCAUCGUUUGGGCUUAAUGAAUUGUUUAGUCGCGGCAGUUCUCGACGAAGACGAAGAGCGUACAAAGAAGAGAGACGAUCUCUAGCAACUCCACGCAAAGCUUUUCAAUGCACGUUCUGCACCGAGACAUUCCGAGCGAAACAUGAUUGGCAAAGACAUGAAAACUCUCUUCAUCUUCCACUUGAGAGAUGGGUUUGUAGUCCUGAAGGACCUCGAGGUCUCAAAGGACAAGAUACUUGUUGUGUAUUCUGUGGUCAAAUUGAUCCUGAUGAUGCACAUGUUGAAAGUCAUCACUACUCUGCUUGUCGGAAUCGACCGAUUCAGGAACGAACCUUUAACAGAAAAGAUCAUCUAAACCAGCAUCUACGACUUGUACACAAUGCAAAGUUUACAGAGUGGCCGAUGAGACAAUGGAAAGCACCAUCUCCUGCGAUCCGUUCAAGAUGUGGUUUCUGUAAUCUGACUCUGGAGACUUGGACUGAUAGAGUUCAUCACCUUGCAGAUCACUUUAAAGCUGGCAAGACCAUGGCCGACUGGACAGGUGAUUGGGGAUUUGAACCGCAUAUUCUAGAGCUUUGUGAAAACUCUAUUCCGCCAUACUUUAUCGAGACUGAACGGAAUAGUCCGUUUCCUUUUGAAGGAAGCAGGACUCUUUUGGAACUCGCAUACUUUAUGCAGAAUCACUUCUAUACCAACGCAAGAAUGCCAAGCGAUGAAGAAAUGCAGUUGGAAGCUUGUCGAAUCAUUUUUGCAUCCGAGACAUUGUCCCAAAAUGACCUUGUCUACUUUUCAUGGCUUCGAGAUUUGGUUCUUUCUAAUCCUACCAUUACGCAACAGGCUCAAUUUGGUCCUAUACGAUCAACAGCAGAGAGUCGAGUUCCAGCGUUGAUGAUAAGUGGAAAGAACAAGAUCUUUGAAAACUGUCCUUUCGAGAUACAGCUGCACGAGUUUGUUCAAGCAAAACAGCUUCUCGGGAUGAGUAUCAGAGACGAUGAACUGAAGGAGGAGUGCUGCAGGAUUGUUGGGCGUUUGGAAGAAGUCUCAGCUACUCCAUCUGACUUUAUAGCCAAUUGGUUGAUCAAAGUUAUUCAUUCACCAGGAGAUUGGCUUUCAGAGUUUCGUCAACGAGCUGGUAUUGAGAUGUUGCCAUCAGCACAAGUUUUGAACCUUGAAGCAACGAUUCAAGAUUAUACAAAGCUUGAACAAGAGAUGAGUGCAUACUUGGAGAUGCAGAGAGUUAUUGGACUUGAGCCAGACGAUGACGAUCUCCGUCGACAAGCUCGGGUCAUAAUUCAUGGCUCAGAUACGACACUUCAUACUGCAGCAGACGACGAUUAUUGGUUAUCAGCUUUUCGACAACGACAUGCCCCAAUAGGUGGGCCGCAGACUAUGAGACCAGAUGCUCAUCUCUUGGCUGCUCGAUCACUCGUCAUGAAGACCAGUACUUCGUUUCUCAACGAUCACAACUACUGGCGAUGGUUUACAGAAGAACUCCGUCGAUGGGUAGCAGCAAUCAUGUCACCUCACAACCCAGCGAGUCGUGUGCCAUCAGAUGAAGAGAUUCAACAUUACGCCAGAUGGAUCAGCUACAAUGAUGAUGACCCUUUUAAUCAGACAAUUGCGGAGAAUAAGGAUUGGCUGGAGGCGUUUAAGAGGGAUGUUGGAAUUGAGUGA